Molecule: messenger RNA, 2309 nt
Organism: Elaeis guineensis (African oil palm)
Lineage: Eukaryota; Viridiplantae; Streptophyta; Magnoliopsida; Arecales; Arecaceae
Product: sucrose transport protein SUT4
Biological process (GO): transmembrane transport
Cellular component (GO): membrane
Molecular function (GO): sucrose:proton symporter activity
Source: RefSeq, a predicted model, not a curated record
CUGUGGUGUCGCAAACCAUCGAGCGUCCGGAGAGUGUCUUGGUACCAGCUGUGCCAGGAACAACCGUGGCAUCUCGGCCGACACGUUACGCCGCUCGAAAUCUCCCUCCUAGCCACCCGCCCCCUAACACCACCCCCACCCCCCCCCAACAAACUCCUCCCCUCAAAAUCCCCCACUCGUCGGUCGAAAAAUCUAUUGUGGUUUUCUCCCUCGCUCCCUCCCCACCACCUCUUCCCUCGAUCUCCGAUCUCAAUUAUCUUGCGAUAGAAGAACCCUGGACCAAGAAUCCAAGAUCCGGAGGUCGUCCAUGGAGAUCUCGCUCCCGAUCGCCUGAUCUGGCUGCUGGAUCUCGCGGGGGAAGCGGUCGGGGGAGAUGGACGCGGUGUCGAUCCGGGUGCCGUACCGGCACCUGAACGACGCGGAAUUGGAGCUCGUCAGGUUGGGAGAUCCCAACGGCGAGAUCAAUGAAGCCAGGGAUGGCGUGAGCCGCCGCCCCGUCUCUUCCUCCAUUCCUUCUUCUUCUUCUCCUCAUUCGGAUGAUUCUUCUCGUUCGGUUCAGCGGAGUAGUCUCAAGACGCUGAUUUUUAGUUGCAUGGUUGGCGCUGGUGUGCAGUUCGGAUGGGCGCUGCAGCUCUCGCUCUUGACUCCUUAUAUCCAGACUCUAGGAAUAGGGCAUGCCUUUUCUUCAUUCAUUUGGCUUUGUGGGCCUAUUACUGGCUUUGUAGUUCAGCCAUGUGUUGGUAUAUGGAGUGAUAGAUGCCAUUCAAAAUAUGGAAGGAGGCGACCAUUUAUUUUAGCUGGAUGUCUCAUGAUAUCUCUCGCUGUAACUUUAAUAGGGUUUUCUGCAGACGUUGGAUACUUUUUAGGUGACACUAAGGACCAUUGCCGUACUUAUAAAGGUCCUCGAUAUCGAGCUGCUACUGUAUUUAUUUUUGGCUUUUGGAUGCUGGAUCUUGCUAACAACACAGUGCAGGGUCCAGCCCGAGCUCUUUUGGCUGAUCUUGCAGGUCCUGACCAGCGUAAUUCUGCAAAUGCAAUAUUUUGCUCAUGGAUGGCUUUUGGAAAUAUUCUUGGGUUUUCAUCUGGUGCAAGUGGAAAUUGGCACAGGUGGUUUCCCUUUCUGACAACAAAAGCCUGCUGUGAAGUUUGUGGAGAUUUAAAGGCAGCCUUCUUAGUUGCUGUGGCCUUCCUGAUGUUCUGUAUGCUUGUGACUCUAUAUUUUGCUAAAGAAGUCCCACUGGAAGCAAGACCUGAUCGGCACUUUUCAGAUUCUUUUCCUCUACUUAAUAAUUCCCAGCAACGUGACCAUGUAUUAUCGCAGGCAAAUUUGGCGCAGAAUGAUAGUGGUCGAGGUUCUGAAAUCUUGGGCAGAGCUAAUUCUGAUGGUCAUUUGGAUUUUAAUUCCAAUGUUAACAGGGACCAAAUUGAAGCCUUUAGUAAUGGACCUGGGGCAGUUUUGGUUAAUAUCCUAACAAGUUUAAGGCAUCUACCCCCUGGAAUGCAUUCAGUGCUUCUUGUCAUGGCUCUUACCUGGGUAUCAUGGUUUCCAUUUUUCCUUUUUGACACUGAUUGGAUGGGACGUGAAGUCUACCAUGGGAAUCCUAAUGGAGAGCUAUCUGAAAGUGCCGCUUAUCAAAAUGGUGUCAGAGAAGGUGCAUUUGGUUUGCUAUUGAAUUCAGUUGUCCUUGGGGUUAGCUCUUUCCUCAUUGACCCGAUGUGUCGAAGAAUGGGUGCAAGAUUAGUUUGGGCUAUCAGCAACUUUACUGUGUUUUUCUGCAUGGCGGCGACAACAAUCAUAAGUUUGUUGUCCAUCAGCGAAUACUCUAGUGGAAUUCAGCAUGUUAUUGGAGAGAAUAAAGCAAUUAAAAUUGCAGCUUUGGUUAUAUUUUCAGUUCUUGGCUUUCCUCUCUCUAUUACAUAUAGUGUGCCAUUCUCUGUGACUGCAGAGCUGACUGCUGAUACAGGAGGUGGACAAGGUUUGGCUACUGGAGUUUUAAACCUUGCAAUUGUUAUACCGCAGAUGAUCGUAUCCCUUGGGGCUGGCCCCUGGGAUGCUCUCUUUGGAGGAGGGAACAUUCCUGCCUUUGCUUUAGCUUCUAUUUUUGCCCUCGCAGCAGGCAUUCUUGCAGUACUAAAGCUGCCUGGGCUUUCAAAUUCAUACAGUUCAGCUGGCUUCCAUGGAUUUGGUUGAUUUCCUACUCAACACAAAAUUACUUCUUUCUGGUGGUUGUAAAUCAGUCUCCACAUCUCAUUCAUAUUCAUUUAGAUCAAUUCUUUUAUGUAGUUCCUUAAAUUUAUAGCUAUAGGUA